Messenger RNA from Quercus robur (English oak), 1862 nucleotides. RefSeq lists its product as uncharacterized. Bases 166 to 1644 code for a protein of 492 amino acids. The transcript is spliced from 9 exons. The record is from RefSeq and is a predicted model, not a curated record. NCBI's taxonomy places the organism in Eukaryota, Viridiplantae, Streptophyta, Magnoliopsida, Fagales, Fagaceae.
AGCCAAGUAUUAUUACUUCACCAUCUCCAUCGUUCUCAGUCCAGAUGUAGAAACCAUUUUUUUUGCUGAAAGUCCAAACACAGAAACUGAAACGGCAAAAUGGCAAAAAAACGCAGAAAAAUUAGAAUGAAAGCGUGAGUGAGACAGAAAAGAAGAAGAGAGGCAAUGCGAUCUAAAGGUCUAACAGCAUCACAUGGCGGUUUGAAGCAUCAACAAUGGUGGCAUGAGUCAGAAUUUAUCGAAGAUAUUGUGCAGGCGAUAUUGCACAAAUUAAGUUAUGCAUUCCCAAGAGAUACCAAAGGUUUAGUAGGAAUAGAUGCUCAAGUGGAGGAAUUGAUGUUGCUUUUGGCUAUAGGAUCGAAUGAUGCUCGCAUCAUAGGGGUUUGGGGGAUGGGGGGAAUUGUUGAAAUGGCAAGGCAAAAAGCAAAUUUGCGCACGCAUUCCAAGAGCGUAACCGUGGAAGGAGCUUCUACACAACAUGUGAAUCAAGAAACGAACCAAAAAAUGCGUGAAGCUUCUACGCAAGAUGUGCGGCCACCUGUAUAUGCCACUCGUGGGCCAAGCAAGUACUUGGAUGUUUGGGAUCUUCCUGAUGACAAAGUAAUUGAAUUGCCUCUAAAUAGUAUGUAUCAGCCGGUUGAUGAAGGGGCGAGGGCUUUCACUGGUUUCUUGAAGACGAUUGCACGGAAACCCCACAUGUGCCCAAUUAGAUAUCUGACUUGGAAGGACAUACCAGAAGAACUUAAAGAAGAGUGUUGGCAUCUUGUAGAGCGAAAAUACGUCGUCCCUACGAAUCCUACUGCAUAUGCAGCUUUGAAGACAUUUACCUUACAAAAAAUUAGGAAGGCUUGGAGGGUUCACAAGUGUAGGCUGAAAACAUCUCAUUACAUACCACAUCUAAGAAACAAAGCACGGGUGAAGAACAACCGACCCAAGGGAUGCAUACCAGAAGAUUGGGAUGUUCUUGUUGACCAUUGGUAUACUGAUGAUGUAGUGAUAGAGUCAGAGAAGAAUAGGGACCGUCGUUCUAAACAGGAGGACUUACAUACUGUUGGUUCAUGUAGCUUUGCCGUGCACGCUGCAAAGAAGGCAAAAGCGAAUGGACGUCCUGUAGAGUGUGCAGCAUUAUAUUCAAUACUGCACACUCGUAAAGAUGGAUCUACAGUUAAUCCUGUAGUACAAGCAAAAAUGGAUAAAAGGAAGGAGUUGUUGGCUGAACCUUCGAAUCAAUUGCAAUCAUCUGACAUAAGUGGUAGUAUUACAUGGGCACCAGAUGAUGUGUUUGCCAAAGUGAUGGGUAAGGAGUGCAAAGGUUGUAUUUGUAGGGUAGGAUUUGGUCCAAGCCCAAGUGGGCGAAGUAGCAAGAGUGCUCUUACGGACCUUCAAAUACGAUCAAGUCAAGAAAGGGAUAACGAAGUUGCACAACUGAAGGCUUCCUUGGCUAAUAUGCAGGAGAAAUUGUCCUCUUUUGAGGAAAUGAAGGAAAGACUUAGCCAAUUCGAAGAGAUGGAGAAAAGAAUGGCUCACAUGCUUCAACAAAUGCAACAAAUAACUUCACAAUGCAGUCAGGAUGUUUCUCCGAUCUUACAAUCCCUAGCUCUCCAAAAAUCAUCAGCUGCAUCCUAUCAACCAAGUAGCUUAUAAAUUUUAUGUUGGUGUUUGAGGACAUUUUGUGUACAAAGAACCAUAUUUGAACAAAUGCAUUUUUUGCAAGUGUUGAAAAAUAUUUUGAAACACUUUGAAACUUUGAUUAUAGUAUUAGCUUAAUUUAAGUGUUGAAGGGCUUUUUGGGUACAAAGGAGCACAUCUUUCUUUUGUUAAUUUUAUGAUGAUGGUUAUAGACAAUGUUAUGUAUUUGAUAA